Messenger RNA from Solanum dulcamara, 1916 nucleotides. RefSeq names its product GTPase-activating protein GYP1. Gene Ontology annotation, biological process: activation of GTPase activity. The record is from RefSeq and is a predicted model, not a curated record. The coding region runs from base 207 to 1556 and encodes 449 amino acids. The transcript is spliced from 10 exons. Gene Ontology annotation, molecular function: GTPase activator activity. NCBI's taxonomy places the organism in Eukaryota, Viridiplantae, Streptophyta, Magnoliopsida, Solanales, Solanaceae.
CCAAUUUCCUGACUGAAGUGGAGACUGGAGAGAGCAAAAGACGCAUCAAGAAGUUGUACCUUUGCUGAGUUGAAGGUGUACCAUAGUAAUAUAGUAGGUUGUGGCAUCAUCAAUUUCAAUUGUACUCCUAAAACAAACUUCACUAACAUUGAAAGCACAAAAUAAAGAGUUUUGAGAGCAAUGGUAUGGUAACCAAGAGUUAAACCAUGAGGAGCGACAGGGAGGAAGAUCGAAAGAAGGAGACUUUUAAUACUACUGUUGAUUCAAGAUUCAACCAAACUCUCAGAAAUGUUCAAGGGUUGCUAAAGGGGCGCAGUUUCCCUGGCAAAGUACUGAUUACACGAAGGUCAGACCCACUGGAUAACUCAACUAUGAGAUCUCCAGAUAAUCAUGGAAGUCUAAGAGAUAGUGAGAUGGGACCAAGCCAACAGGAAGAUGGAUCUUUUGAGGAUGAACUGCAAAGUAGAAGCAAUCUGAAUGCUAGCUCAUCUGCUAGCCAGACAAAAUCAUCAACGUCAAAUUCAGAACACACAUCCAAUGAAGUACAGAAGCCAUCAAUUGGCUCAAGAGCUACUGAUUCGGCUAGGCUAAUGAAGUUCACAAAAGAAUUAUCUGCGACAACUGUUAUUCUAGAAAAAUUGCGUGAAUUAUCUUGGAAUGGUAUCCCAUCAUAUCUGCGUCCCAACAUAUGGAGGCUUCUUUUGGGAUAUGCACCCCCUAAUUCAGAUAGAAGGGAGGGAGUUCUGAGAAGAAAGCGUCAAGAUUAUCUUGAUUGUGUUGCUCAGUACUAUGACAUUCCAGAUAUUGAGCGAACAGAUGAAGAGAUCAACAUGCUGCGACAGAUUGCUGUUGAUUGCCCUAGAACAGUGCCUGAUGUUUCUUUUUUCCAACAAGCACAAGUUCAGAAAUCCCUGGAGCGCAUACUUUACAUAUGGGCCAUCCGGCACCCUGCAAGUGGAUAUGUGCAGGGAAUAAAUGAUCUUGCAACACCGUUCAUAGUUGUUUUCUUGUCAGAACACGUAGAAGGGAGCAUUGACAAUUGGAUGAUGUCUGAUCUACCUUCUGAGAAAAUAUCUGGCAUAGAAGCUGACUGUUAUUGGUGUCUAUCAAAAUUGCUUGAUGGGAUGCAAGACCAUUACACAUUUGCUCAACCAGGAAUCCAGAGGCUCGUGUUUAAGCUAAAGGAGUUGGUUAGACGGAUAGAUGAACCUGUGUCAACACACAUGGAAGAGCAAGGACUUGAGUUUCUCCAGUUUGCUUUUCGCUGGUUUAAUUGUCUCUUGAUACGCGAGAUCCCUUUCCAUCUUGUUACCCGAUUGUGGGAUACAUAUCUUGCAGAAGGUGAUGCGCUGCCAGAUUUUCUUGUGUAUAUAGCUGCAAGCUUUCUUCUCACAUGGUCAGAUAAGCUGCUGAAGCUUGACUUCCAAGAGAUGGUUAUGUUCCUUCAGCACCUCCCAACUCAUAGCUGGAGUCAUUCAGAGCUUGAGAUGGUGCUUUCUAGAGCAUAUAUGUGGCAUGCCAUGUUCAACAGCUCGCCCAGCCACUUGGCUAGCUGAAGUUGAGAGCUCUUCGUUAUUUUUUUUGAAGUCUUUUGUUUCUUUUAGUUCAAACUUCUUUUAUUUAUCUAUCGGUGUUUGAUUGUAAAAUUCGUGUUCUAUUUUCCAUUUUGGUUUCCCUCUUCAUGUAGAGCCUAAAUUUGUUCCUGGAUUCACUGCCUACCCUUUUAUCCUUUUCUUCUGUUUUGUGAUUCGUAAGAUCCAUGUGCCAAAUCCUUCUUAUAUAUGAUGCGUUUCAUUAGAGAGAAUCAACUUGAAGGGAAAAAAAGGAGCAGAUUAUUCUAUUCUAUUUUCUCCUUUGGUAAAGAUCGACUGUUUGUUCGUAAAAUAAAUGGAAAGCCUUCAUAUGUGAUAGCUGUA